This is a messenger RNA of Toxotes jaculatrix (banded archerfish), 996 nucleotides long. RefSeq names its product trace amine-associated receptor 13c-like. The record is from RefSeq and is a predicted model, not a curated record. Gene Ontology annotation, molecular function: trace-amine receptor activity. NCBI's taxonomy places the organism in Eukaryota, Metazoa, Chordata, Actinopteri, Toxotidae. Gene Ontology annotation, biological process: G protein-coupled receptor signaling pathway. The coding region runs from base 1 to 996 and encodes 331 amino acids. Gene Ontology annotation, cellular component: membrane. The transcript has a single exon.
AUGAUGGACGGUCUGGAGGGAGCUGAACUCUGCUACCCUCAGCUCCUAAACUCAUCCUGCAGGGGUUUAAUGCGUCCCCGCUCUGAAGCCAUCCUCCUCUACAGCCUGCUCUCUACUGUCACUGUGCUCACUGUCUCUCUCAACCUGCUGGUUAUCAUCUCCAUCUCUCACUUCAGACAGCUCCACACCCCCACCAACCUGCUCCUGCUCUCCCUGGCCAUCUCAGACCUCCUUGUGGGCCUGCUGGUGAUGCCGGUGGAAACGGUGAGAUUCAUAGAAACCUGCUGGCUGCUGGGUGAUCUCAUGUGCUCUCUGUCUUACAUUAUCGGCUUCACCCUCACCUUGGCCUCCGUGGGGAACAUGGUGCUCAUAUCCAUCGACCGUUAUGUAGCUAUUUGUUACCCUCUGCAGUACCCCAGCAAAAUCACUCGCAGCAGGGUGGAGGUGUGUGUGUGUCUGUGCUGGGCCUGCUCGCUUCUCUACAACGGCCUGAUCUUAAAGGACCAUCUCGGGCGGACACACAAACGCAGCUCCUGCUAUGGGGAGUGCUUGGUGGUAAUUAACUUCAUCUCUGGAGCUGUGGACCUUGUGUUCACUUUCAUCGGCCCCUGCUCAGUCAUCGUCUUUCUGUAUAUGAGAGUGUUUGUUGUGGCGGUGUCACAGGCCCGUGCCAUGCAGUCUCAUGUUACAGCUGCUGGAGGCGGCUCAGUAACAGUCACCGCAAAGAAAUCUGAGAGAAAAGCAGCCAGGACUCUGGGUGUGGUCAUACUGGUGUUUUUGAUGACUUUCUGUCCAUAUUACUACCCGUCUCUUGCAGGACAGGACACCUCGAACAGUGAUUCAUCUUGGCCCAUUGUGUCCUGGCUGUUGUAUCUGAACUCUUGUCUGAACCCGCUCAUCUAUGCUUUUUUCUAUCCGUGGUUUAGGAAAGCUAUCAAAUUCAUUGUCACCCUGAAGAUACUACAGCAGGACUCCUCUCAGACCAGUAUACUUUAA